Messenger RNA from Neolamprologus brichardi, 1205 nucleotides. NCBI's taxonomy places the organism in Eukaryota, Metazoa, Chordata, Actinopteri, Cichliformes, Cichlidae. The record is from RefSeq and is a predicted model, not a curated record.
UAUAUUUCAUGAUCAGAAUAAUCUGCUGCAAUUUGCUUUUAUACAGGUGUUGGGGAAGCCGAAAACUCUCUCUGGUUCCUCCAGCUGAUAUUGGCUAUACAGGGACAAUCCUAAAGGUUGCCAGUCGUGGGGGUAAAAACGUAUAUAUUGCUCCUAUUCAAGAGGAACUUAGCAAUGACCCUGUACCGCUAAGCGAUGAGUCCUUCAGAUGCAUGCCAAAAGCAAAAUGCCAGAAGUGUGGCAUAGGUGUUCCACUGCAGCUUCUGUGAGAACACCUAAAAUCCUCACCACUGCAGCAGUGUCCUGUCUGCACAGAUAUGUUUCCCUCUGACUUCAUUGAGCUGCAUGCUUCUUCAUGUGGAGAAAGUAGCUCACGAAAUGAAAAGGGGCAUGAAGAUACAGUAAUUGAGGAAGGGCUAGCAGAUAUGCCAGGACCAUCUGGAACUACUUGUGAAAUCAGGGAUGAAAUCAAACCAUUAGCCAUAUAUGAAUGUGCAAAGAAUGCUUUGGACAUGCAUGAAAUGGAGAGCCCAUUAUGUCUCACAAUGGACAUCAGACAAACUGUAGCUUAUCAGGACAUGGCCCUAAUCUCAUUCUACAAGAGACCCAAAAUUGAAUGGGCACGUCCUUUGGAGUGCAGGCUUGACGGGGAUACAGCUAUCGGACAAGAAGUAAUACGUUUUUUCUUAUCAACAUGCAUGGAGAAGCUGAUGUCUGCUUUUUGCAUCAAUUUUGCAAACGCUAAUGUUACUCCACUUACAUACCAUCAGAUGGUAGGGCACUCCUUUCUUCAUGGAGGCCCAUGCCUAUCUGGACUUAGCCCAACCGUUGUGCAUGUCCUACUUGGUGGUAGUCCUGAAACUGCCACAGUUACACCCGAGGACUGUCCAGAUCUAGACCUGAGAGGGACAAUUCAGCUUGUAGGGCAAUCCAAGCUGUCAGAUGAAGAGAGAAAACGUGUUCAGGAUCUGGCAUAUGCAUGGGACCUCCCCCCCUUGACAGAGAACAACAGGAGAUGGCUGUUUGAGAAAUUAUUACUCCAUUCUGUCAUUGGAAGAGUGACGAGGUCAAUAAAACAGCUGAGAAGGGGACUUAAAGAAACCCCUAUGUGGACCCUGCUGACCCAGCGACCUGACACGGUGCCCUUACUCUUUCCACAAGAGUUGGCUGCUGUGAAUCCUGAGGUGCUCCUUUUGUGCUCCUAA